GUCUUCACAGCCAGAGACGUCAUUCUCCAGCGACUGGAACAUUCAAAAUAUUUAGCAGCUUGGUAUUUCAGUAUUAACAUUGGUAUUUUUGUAGGAGUUUAACACAAUGGCGUUGGAAACGGUCCCUAAAGACCUCCGCCAUCUUCGGGCCUGUCUUCUUUGUUCUCUUGUGAAGACCAUUGACCAGUUUGAAUACGACGGAUGUGACAACUGUGAGUCGUACCUUCAGAUGAAGGGAAACCGAGAGAUGGUUUAUGAAUGCACAAGUUCCUCAUUUGACGGAGUGAUAGCUAUGAUGAGCCCUGAGGACAGCUGGGUGGCUAAAUGGCAGAGGAUAGGCAACUUCAAGCCCGGUGUAUACGCAGUGUCAGUGACCGGCAGAUUACCUCCAGGUGUGGUGAGAGAGCUGAAAAGCAGAGGAGUGAUCUACAAAUCCAGAGACACAGCAGUGAAGACAUGAGUCUGACUGCUUCCAGCGGUCUGAUUCACCACUGCAGAGCAGUGAACUCCAGGAACAAGAAACACCAGUGGGACUAAAUUUGAUCGUGUCUGUGAUGUUUUAUGGAGCUGUCCUUCAACUGUUAGUUUCUGUUUGUUGUCAUGAUUAGAGAUAUCAGCAUGAGUGCUUAUAGGGAAGAGGAACUGUGGGUAUUUUUUAUUUCUUUGAAUGAUUGAGAAAAUAAAGGUCUGUUUUUAUAGGAA
Molecule: messenger RNA, 702 nt
Organism: Epinephelus lanceolatus (giant grouper)
Lineage: Eukaryota; Metazoa; Chordata; Actinopteri; Perciformes; Serranidae
Gene: supt4h1
Product: SPT4 homolog, DSIF elongation factor subunit
Biological process (GO): transcription elongation-coupled chromatin remodeling; regulation of DNA-templated transcription; transcription elongation by RNA polymerase II
Cellular component (GO): nucleus; DSIF complex
Molecular function (GO): zinc ion binding; RNA polymerase II complex binding
Source: RefSeq, a predicted model, not a curated record